CUUUGCAGAGAUUUUUACACGCAUACUCAUCGCUAGCGGUUUUACUCUCCCCGUUUUUACUCUUGUUCUUGUUCUGCAUUGUUUCUUCUGGUUAGGUGGGCAGAUGCCUCUAGUUUUGUAGCUUUCCUCCUUUUACCUCUCUCUCUCUCAUGAUUUCGUUUUUCUCUCUGUUUUUGUGGCGGAUAAACCGCCGAGACUGCCUUCUCUCUCCCUAAUCCAGAUCCCAAAAGCUAACGCAAAGACGGAAAGGCAAGAAACUCUCUGUAGAAACAAUCGAACUUCCGUUGCGUAUAAGAUCUCAUUUUCUUCAUUCUUUUGCAUAUUUGGCUCUGCAAAUCAAGCUUAGCUUCCAACUCUGUCAAGCAAUCUUGAUGCAUAAUAUCUACAACACACUUUUCUGCUUCGGCUCUCUCUUCUCUAUUUUGGCCCUUUCUGUCUGUAUUAGCAAUAAAUGUGAUGGAAGAGGUGCAGCGUUGGGACGAGCUGAUACCUGAUGCGCUAGGGUUAAUCUUCAGCAAUCUUUCUCUGGAAGAGAAACUAACAGUGAUUCCCAGGGUGUGCAAGUCUUGGAACAAAGCAGUGUCUGGCCCGUAUUGCUGGCAGGAGAUAGACAUCGAGGAAUGGAGUUGUCAAUGCGAGCCUGAUCACCUCGAUCGUAUGGUUCGUAUGCUGGUCGCAAGGAGCUGUGGAUCGCUCCGGAAACUUUGUGUUUCGAGCCUCUGCAAUUAUACAACUUUCUCCUUCAUUGCUGAGCAUGCUGGUUCUCUUCAGAUGUUGCAGCUGCCUAGAAGCGAGAUAAGUGAUUGUGUGGUUGAACAGAUGGCGGGGAAGCUCUCUACUGUUACUUUCUUGGAUGUAAGCUAUUGUAGUAAAAUUGGCGCUCGGGCUCUGGAGGCCAUUGGAAAGCACUGUAAGUUUCUUGUGGGGCUGUGCCGAAACAUGCACCCAGCAGGCGAGCUUUCACAAGAGGACGAGGCUCUUGCCAUUGCCACCAGAAUGCCAAAGCUUAAGCAACUUGAAAUGGCUUACAAUCUUACCACUACAGAAAGUGUACUAAGGAUCCUCUCAAGCUGCAAGGAGCUUGAAUUGUUGGAUUUGAGAGGGUGCUGGGAUGUGAAACUUGACGAUAGAUUCGUUAAAGAAAAGUUCCCCAAAUUGAAAGUUUUGGGACCUCUCGUGGUGGACUACUAUGAGAUGAACGAGUGGGAUGAUUGGUCCGAGUACUCGGAUGCAGCGACGGACUACUUUGCGUGGGACUUUAUAGCUGAUGAAGUGGAAGAUUAUGAUGAGGAUGAUGACAGCUUUGAUGGAAUGUGGGAUGAUGAAGUCAGGCUAGAGGAGCUCGAGCUAAGGUUCUAUGAAGGAGGUCAUGAAGAUUUGGGAAUGCAUGGUUGGCCUCAAUCUCCAUAGGUUCUGUUUCCACCCAACUUUAUCAAACUCUUUCAUGUAUCUAGCAAGUAGAAUGCUUCAACUUUGGAACUUCUACAUGCUAUAUGAUAUACGUUUUAAUUGGAAUGGAGUUGUUUGGAUUGUGUAUUACUUCAUUGUCCUACUUCUCUCUUAAUGAGACUAAGCUUGAUGAUAUUAGAAGCA
Molecule: messenger RNA, 1593 nt
Organism: Tripterygium wilfordii
Lineage: Eukaryota; Viridiplantae; Streptophyta; Magnoliopsida; Celastrales; Celastraceae
Product: F-box protein FBW2-like
Exons: 5
Coding region: 457-1410 (317 amino acids)
Molecular function (GO): protein binding
Source: RefSeq, a predicted model, not a curated record